UGCUAAUGCACUCUUGAAAGUGAGUAAUGCCGCCGUGGGCAGAGGGACGUCAAUAGCUCCCUGUGAUUCCGAGAAAAAACUUUGAAGGACGAAGGAGAUAGAAUGGGCCAUUCCAAGGAGCAAUUGCUCGCUCGUUUGCAGGAGCUGCAAAUCGAUUUCGCCAGGAGUGACCACCCUGUUGUUAUGACAGUUGAAGCUCAGGCAAAAUAUGUUGGGAAUAUAAAAGGUGCACUGUGCAAGAACCUAUUCUUGAAGGACAAGAAAAAUAGAUUUUAUAUUGUUUCUGCUCUGUCAGAGACCAAAGUAGAUCUGAAAGUUUUGUCUCAGAGGCUUGGUUUGGGGAAGGGAGGUCUAAGAAUGGCACCUGAAGAAGCCUUUACAGAAGUCCUUCAGGUGCCACUAGGUUCUGUUACUCCUUUUGCACUUGUAAAUGAAUCAGCAAGGCAUGUUUCUUUGGUGUUAGAUCGAGGGCUUAAGACUCAAGAACGUUGCAUCUUCCAUCCACUCUCAAAUGAUACAUCAAUUGCUCUUAAUGCCCGUGACCUUGACAAGUUUUUGAAUUCAAUUGGAAAAACUCUUGCCUAUGUUGAUCUGGAGGCUAAUCCUCCAAUUGGAAAGGAUCAACCUCCUGAUCUAGCUGCCCUUGUUCCAUCUGAUGCAAUAGUCCUACCAGACUUACCUGAAAAAGCAUCUCUUUUGCAAGGUCAUGAACACAGUGGACACAAGUUACACAACGACAUUCCAACAAACAAUAAAUCAAUUAUACCUGCAGUAGUGAAAUCUGUCAAGCCAUCAGUAGAUUCACAAAAGAAAUCAACAAAUGUUUUGGGCCUGGCAAAUAGUUUUGCUGAUCCUAACAAAUUUGUGGAAGAAGUCUUGGAAAAAACAUCUGCUAUAAUUCUCUCAGAGAUCAAAGUGGAGAAUGCAAAGCAAGAUGGGGAGCAACUUGGCACUGCAUUAGUUGCUGAUCUUAGGAAAAGGCUUUCAGAGGAGCUGAAGAGCAUGGCUACAAUGUUCAAGAAUGUGGCAUAUACUGAAGGAUUUGCUGCUGGUACUUGCAACCAGCCAAAGCGGCUAUGAAACAAGCAGGCAGUAUUGGUGACUGGAAUUCUUGAUGAUAUACAAGAGGCUCAUUCAAGGAAGCUGAUACGGUCUAAAUGGUACAAUGUCAUCAUUUCCUCAUGUUAAAAACUGUUCUUGUUUGAGUUCGAAAGCAUUAAUAGUCAUAGAUCGAGAUUCUAGAGACGAUGUUUGCAAUUUGAAUUCAGUUUCUGAUUUUGCACGAAUAUAUUGAACGUAAGUGUGCUAAUGUCUUUCAUGAAGAAAUAGAACUUUAUUCGUUCCACCCA
Molecule: messenger RNA, 1349 nt
Organism: Ipomoea triloba (trilobed morning glory)
Lineage: Eukaryota; Viridiplantae; Streptophyta; Magnoliopsida; Solanales; Convolvulaceae
Exons: 13
Coding region: 103-1080 (325 amino acids)
Molecular function (GO): aminoacyl-tRNA deacylase activity
Source: RefSeq, a predicted model, not a curated record